Molecule: messenger RNA, 435 nt
Organism: Symbiodinium pilosum
Lineage: Eukaryota; Dinophyceae; Suessiales; Symbiodiniaceae
Source: the annotation of a GenBank genome assembly
AUGCUGGAGGCCGCCCAGAGUCCAGGGUCUCCUGCCUGUGUCAUCAACAUCAGCAGCAUCGACGGCAUGCGAACACCUCCAGCGAACACCUACUCGUACUCUACAAGCAAGACUGGCCUCAUUGCGCUGACGAGGCACUUGGCCCGAGAUUUGGGCCCGCGUAACAUCACCGUCAACGCGAUCUCACCAGGGCCGUUCUUCAGCAGGAUGCUGGCAAGCAACUACAGGCCUGCGUAUGAGAACUGGCAAAACCCGGACCACCCUGAGGUAAAGAAGUUCAAGGCCGCUAUCGCAGCAGGAAAUCCUCUCCGCCGGCUGGGAGAAACGUUUGACAUUGCUGGGACGACGAUUUUCUUGAUCUCCCGCGCAGGAAGCUACGUGAACGGUGCCACGAUCAAUGUGGACGGAGGGGUCUGGAUUGGACCCAAGCUGUGA